Molecule: messenger RNA, 597 nt
Organism: Mucor mucedo
Lineage: Eukaryota; Fungi; Mucoromycota; Mucoromycetes; Mucorales; Mucoraceae
Exons: 2
Source: RefSeq, a predicted model, not a curated record
UUGGCACCUGCAAAACCAAGACAUCAACCUCGGGUAUCACCAGCAGAUGUCAAACUUUUAAAUGGAUUAUAUGUUAUCAAAAUAGACGAUGAAACAUAUAGCAAUGUUCCACAAGAGAUAGUAGACGAAUAUAACUUAAAUAUGGAAGAGCAGACAUCAAAUCAUUGCAUUAGGACACUCCCAAAUGUAGUAGCUUUCUUGAAAAAAUCACUUGAUCAAAGUUUAGAUGAUUUACCAAGACACGUGUGGACCCAUGGAUAUGACCCCAACUUGAAUGAUGAAGAAACAACAAUGAUCAAGUUGGUCAGAUUUAUUUUGACAGAUUAUGUCUCCAAUUGCGAAAAAAGACCAAUGCUUGUACCAAACAAUGAGAGAACACCAUUUGUUGAGCAUGUAGUCCCAAUAUUCAAGUAUUUUGCCUCUACGACAAAACUAUUGUCUUUUUUAUGGUGCGAAAAGGGUCUUGAAUCCUCUAAAAUACUUGCCAUAUGUAUGCCCAAUGGUGUGACAAAAAAAUUAAUGGAUGGAAUCGGGAUUGCACCUAUAGAUGGAAUGGAAGAAGUAUUGGUUGAAUCAUCUGGGUAUGGAAGUCAUUAA